GUGGUAAAUAAGUGAAAAAAAAAAUCAAUUGGCUCCACCAAGAGAUUCCAUCUUUGCCGAAGCGCCGCCGCGUUCGUUCCGGCGAUGGAUCGCGACGGCCGCCCCGGGUGGCUGCCGUCGCUGGGCUUCGCCUUCCUCAGCUUCAACUGUGGCAUGGCCAUAUAUCGCUCCAGAGACGACCCCUCCUCCGUUGCCUUCGUGGUCAUCGCCUACCUCGCCCUCAUCAUCCUGUUCCGAUGCCUCCACCUGUUCGAGCGCAACCCCGGCCGCAGGGGGCGAGGCCUCAAGGCUGCCGUCUGGGGCCUCUCCACCCUCCUCACGCUCAUGUUCUCCUACAAGGUCGCCGCCAUCAUGCCGCUAUGGGCCCAGCUGCUCGUCUGGGCUAUGGGGAUCUUCACCAUCGUCGCCGGGUUCUACGCCUUCUUCGUCGCGCACCAGGAGGACCCUUGAUUGAUGGAUUCACAGCGAGAUGGAUACUUGACGGACUUCGGUUCCAUUAUGUUGUCUUUGCACCAUCCGAAGAAAUUCCAUGACCAUAGCAGAAAGGAGCCCUGAAAGAUACUUCUUUGUUGAAUAAAGUUAACCUUCAUAUUUGAGAAUAUUAUUUUGUUGCCCGAAAACAUCAGAUACCGUUUGCAGAGUGGCUGUUUAAAUUUGUGUUAAAUCUUUGGCUAUAUAAAUCGGUUUGCUUCUAGCAGGUGCA
Molecule: messenger RNA, 703 nt
Organism: Phragmites australis (common reed)
Lineage: Eukaryota; Viridiplantae; Streptophyta; Magnoliopsida; Poales; Poaceae
Exons: 2
Coding region: 85-450 (121 amino acids)
Source: RefSeq, a predicted model, not a curated record